Molecule: messenger RNA, 8724 nt
Organism: Pocillopora meandrina
Lineage: Eukaryota; Metazoa; Cnidaria; Anthozoa; Scleractinia; Pocilloporidae
Source: the annotation of a GenBank genome assembly
CAGCGGAGCGCGGGUAAACAGAAAUCAACAAAUGGCUCAUCUGAGCUUUCAAGUUUAUUAGUGGUAAUAUUUGAGCUCUAUUUAAGGAUGUUAAGUUUAUCAGAUGUACUCUACGUGUAGAUGGCAGAAUCUUUUCGUUAGCCAGGAACAACGAGGGUUUUUAACUACCUAGCUUCACAACAACUGCAAAUGUAUGGUUGAUCGAUGGCCUCUUGGGAAAACAUAUUUAAGUUAUUGUAGCUCACUUGGGAAUUUAUUAGAAUUUGGUUUUCAUCACUGGAGAAAUAGAUGGAUGACUGAUUGGUAAAAAAAGGUUGACAAGGGAUUUUCCAGUUAUGAUCUGUACAGUUUAACUGUUUUGAGAGAAGUUGUAUCACUGUCGUUAGCGUGACUUUUUAAGGUACUGGAAAUAGACGUGAAUGUCUUACAAUGUUUACUAGAGAAAAAGUGAAAGUUGACCCAGCCAAAAUCACUAACAAGAAAGGAAGAAAAGGAAAAAGUUCCAAAGCAGCUUGGGAGACGCUUCUUUCUGGCUCCCGUAAUGAUUCUUCAGGAAACAUUAAUAGUAGAUCACCUUCCCCAGACAAGAGGAAUGGAUACAAGCAUGUGCAAUGGUCUGAUGAUGAUGACGAUGAAGAAGAUGAGUAUGAUAAAUAUAACUCAUCCAUAACGCCAAAUGCUUCUCUAAACUUUUCUGGUGAUCGAUCACAAAGUUUUGAAAGCUUGUGGCAGGCUGCAGCUAAUGGAAGAUCCAGUUCAUCUUUGAACAGAAGCUUUGAAUCUCAACGCAUUCCCAUCUCUGACUUUCGGAUGCAUACUGGCCAGCCCCCAAUACCCAAAGAAAUUGUUGCUAAAAUACGAGAAGGAAGAUAUAUCAACUUUCAGGAAAUUCUUCCAGAAAACCUUGAAAGAGAAACUACUGACAGCAACAAAUCCAUUGAUGAGACUGAAAGAGUGGAUGACAUUACUAAAUGGACUGAUUGCAUGGCUGCUUAUAUUGCAGUGUUUACAUGUGAUCAUCCCAAUCGUAUAAGAGACUUAUUGGCAUAUCAGGGUAUAAUAACUAAGUUAUACCGUGAAUGCCAAGAUAAGAGAGCUUGGCAAAGGUAUGAUGUCGCAUUCAGGCGUAAAGCAUCUCAGAAUGAACUGAAGAACUGGAGCACAGUGGAUGAGAACCUUUGGAUUAUGGCAUCAUCUAGGGAUGCACGAAGAGCUGUCCUUUGCAAGGCUUGUCUUUCUUUGGCUCAUGAUCAAGCUUCUUGUCCAUUUCUUCCCAAAGAGGAAUCUUCAAGAAAGCGGCACUCUUGGUAAGGUUUAAUUCUCAAUUCUUUUAAUUCUCAUGACAAAGCAUUUAUGUCAAGCUUAACAGCAAAAUGCUUUCAGUGUAAGCUGUUCAUUUGUUUAAUAUGUGACUCAUACUUUUAAUUGCUUCAUGAAAGGUUGUCUAAGUCUGCAAAGAGAGAGACAAUGUCAGAGGAAGAGCGUCCACGAUCAGUCAGUCCAACAAGAGGAAAGAGGGGUCCUAAUGAAGGCCUUGAUCUCAAAUUUGCAUUUGGGUAUGUUGGCAAUAUCUAGUUUUUUUUUUUAGAAGGAACUGCUUUCUAAUAUUAGUUGAGAGAUUUCUGUAGAUAUCAAGCCAGAGUGCACAACAGAUUGGUUGACACAUUAUUUUCUUUAGCCAGUAUCAAGUGAAUAUAUGGAAAAGAACUUCAGAAUUUAUUAUAUUUUAUCCCUGAAAAAAUAAUCCUUUUCACAGUCAAUGCUGUACAAUCAACAGAAACAAAGUUCAAUUUUUUCUUGGGAAAGAGGCUGUAAAUAAGAGUAUUAGGAAUGAACUAAACUUGCUAGUACCUGUACUCAAGAAAGCAAUUUCAGUGGCAUUCUUGAGCUCAGGUACCUAGGUAAGUCAGCUAUCCACUAAUAGUUUCAGAUUGUAGUUAGAACUGUUUAUAUUAGUUUACAGCUUUUAAUCUGGUAGGUCUUGUGCUUUUGUUGCCUCACAGGUAUCAUGGAUACAACGCAUGUAACAAUUUAUUCUACACACAGUCAAACGAAAUAGUAUUUCAUGUGGCAGCUCUUGGAAUAGUAUACAGUCCAGCCAGUCAUCAGCAGCGCUUUUAUAAGGGUCACACAGAUGAUAUUCUGUGUCUGACAAUUCAUGAUGACAAAGACUUUGUAGCUACAGGACAGGUCUCUGAAAGUUAAAUGUUUAUCAUAUAUAUUAGUUAACUUUGUUAUUUGCUCAUAGAGCCUAAUGAAAAUUACAUAUACACUGCAGCAAUUUUACACAUUUUUGCUGAUAUCUUCCAUUGUUUUUCAUUAGCAAUUCUUGUAUCCACAUGUACAUCACUGGUUUAGUUGGGUUAAAAAGGCACUAGGGAGGAAAUUUCAAGUUUGCCAUGUGAGAGCCCUGAAAGUCACAACAAUAACAGAAGUCAAAGGAACUUAAGAAUAAUUUUUGAUUGAUAAAGAGUACCUUUAGUUGUGGAAUUUCCAUCCGGACUUAACCAAACAUUUUUAUUUAUUGCUGCACUUUGUCACUUACUUGUUAUUAAAGGUGGGAAAACAGGCAGAGACUCAUGUUUGGGAUGCCAGUUCCAUGAGGACUGUGUCUGUGCUGAAAGGCUUCCAUAGGAGAGGCAUCAUAUGUGUUGACUUCUCAGGUACAGUAGGUUAACAAUAAUUGUUGCCUAUCAAAAGAAGAGUGAAAUUAUAUUUUGUGAGGAUUGUGCUACCGCCAUGUGUAUAUGUUUGCAUGCACCUUAUUUUCAAAUUUUCUAGGUGCUAAUGACCAAGAAUUAACAGAAGUAAGACAUUCUUGAUCCUGUACCGGACACAAAUUGUUGCUACACUGUAAAUGUAGUUGUAUUAUACUGAAAGCAGUUCUCAGUUGGCUUCAAUCUUCUUGAUGUAGGAGAUGGAAAGAAAUUAGCUGAUGUGGGCUUGGAUGAUGACCAUAGCAUCUGUAUUUGGGACUGGAAAAAGGAAGAGAAACUGGCAUCAACAAGAGGUCACAAGGACAUGAUCUUUGUUAUUGAAUGGAAUCCUUUCAACAUAAACUACCUGGUGUCUGUUGGAGAGAAGCACAUCAAAUUCUGGACACAGAAAAGUAAUCAAAUUUGUGAAAUAAGUUUGUCUCCUGGUGAUUGAGGAAAUAUCCAAAUGUACAGUAUGCAACAGUGUAGUUUAUUGGAUCAACAUAGAUGCAUAUUUUUAUUUUAGAUUUUUCACUGUAUGCAGAUGUGAGUACUUUUGGAAGGAACUUAGCAUGUUUGACAAUAACAAUCUUCUCUGUGAUUUUAGAUUCAAAGCUAGAGAAGCGUCCUGUGACAUUUGGUAAAGCUGGUACUGCUGCAACUAUGCUGUGUGUUUGCCAUAGUCCUACAGAUGACUUGUGCUUUACUGGGAGUGAUACAGGACUAGUAUAUGUGUGGCAAGGAACCACUCUUCGUCGCUCAGUGCAAGCACACAAAGGACCUGUUUGUGCCAUGUACUCACUCAGCCAAUUCAAACAACAGGUAUUGUACAAGGCAUUUUAUAGAUAAUCUUAAAAUACAAUUCUUUCCUUCUCUUGUUGCUUCUUGAACACUUAACUAUGACAGUAUUGUUGUUCUUGAAAGAUUGAUUUCCUCAAUCAUAGCCUUACAAAUCAUGUGACACUGUUUUGAGCAAGAUUUACCUAAUUUCUCUUUUGUUUUUGUGAAAGCCAGAUUUCAAUAAGACAUUUGAAAUACUGACCGCAUUUGUUUGUCCUGUGCGUUUGAUAUGCAUCACAUUUUUUGGGGAGAUGUAGUGAUUCAAUAUUCAUACCUAUAUAUGUACCUCUCACUCAUUGUUAUGUAAUUAAGUUAAGUGAGUGGCUUGCAGUCAAACUUCCUUGUUAAACUAAAACCCCUGCUUAUCAUUUCUUCUUCUUCUUCUUCUUUUUCUCCUUCCUCUUCUGUCCUACUGACCUCACUGUCUCUGUCUGUCUAACCAAGCAAUCUUUGGCAGCUGUAAGUUGUUUAGUUUAAUUGACUGUGGUUUUUAAUUUUGUUUAGUUGAUAUCUCAACCUCUCCACUUUUUGUGUUGAAGGUUAUUUUUGCGACAAGGAAAGGAAUCAUUGAAUAAAUCACAGUACCCCUCAAAGAAGGUUGUUAUUGGUUCUGGUAUAAGUAUGGGGCUACAAAAAAUAACUGAAUUCUCUUUGAGAAGAUUGGAACCCUUGACCUUUUUAUGUUUGCAAGAUGAUGUAGUACUUCCAAUCUUUAGUGAACUAAAUAAUGAGCAUGGUCAUUACUUGUUUCAUGCACACUAAGCAUGCUGCAUACUGCUUGGAUUGUUAUUGUUGAAAGAAAUCAUAACACUCCUUGCUUGUAACAUUCAGGGCUAUGUGACUGGUGGAAGAGAUGGUGUGGUUACUAUGUGGGAUCCACUUUUUGAACAAUGUCUUAAAGCUUUCAAGGUGGAAGAUGCUGCCAUGAAUCCAGGCUCAGUUCUUUUGCAGAAUUUGCCACCUGUUAGAGCCUUACACACUGAUGAAGGAAAAAUACUUAUUGGCACCGGAAAUGAUGAAGUUAGUUUGUAUUUAACAUAGUUCUGCAAAGUUUUACUCAUUCUCAGUCGUCAUGAAGUCCAAAAUAACUACAGCUUAGGGUCAUGACAUGUGAUACACAGGGAGUGAUUAGUUAUUCUCUUCUUCACCAGUCCCCACAUCACAUGCCCAGCAUGGUUUGAGGUUGACUGGAAAGGAAUCAGUUUCAAGGAAUCCAUAUAAUUGUGUACUUUAGAUUUGUUGACCAGAAUGUUUUAUUCAUUUUGCUAAGUAAUCACUUAUGAAUUCAUUAUAAGGCCUGGGGCACUUGUUUUAUUUUCGUGUUAUGUGGUUUUGGUUCUUGCAACAUAACAUGUAGUUCAACCUUAAGGUGCGCAGAGGCAGUGAUUUAUUAUUUCAACUAGAGUCCUUAAGUAACAAUGUUUAUCUUCUUUAGAUCAUUGAAAUUGAAGAAGAUGGCAAGAUGACAAUUUUGGUGCAGGUAGCUGUCUUGCCUUAAUUUUCAUCUGAAAGUUGUUGCACGUCAUUUUGAUAAUUCAUUACAUUUUCAUCGUUCUUAUUUACGUUUCAUCAGGGCCACGGUGAAGGGGAGGUGUGGGGCCUAGACACGCAUCCAGCAGAUGAUGAGUGCAUGACCGUCAGUGAUGACAAGACACUUAGAGUCUGGGACCUAACUAAACUGAGACUAAAAAAGGUGAGUUUCACAAAAUCUCUGAAAUUGUUUGAUUUCAUCAUCCAGUUUCUUAAAAGAUGCAAAACACCGAGUCGCAACAUUGGAUUUUGUAAUUAAUUAAGUUAAUUGAAAACAUUAACAUCGAUACAUCUGUUCCUUUUUCUGUAACCUGCGUAGGUAAAGAAAUUAAAGAAAGGUGGUCAUGCUGUGGCAUACUCCCCAGAUGGUACUACUGUGGCUGUGGGUCAGAACGACGGCGGUUUCCUCAUUUUAGAUGCGGAAUCAUUGGAAAAGAUUGUUGGAUUCAAGGACAGAAAGGAGGGCAUUUCCGAUAUCAAGUUUUCACCUGGUAAACUUUCAUCUGAGUUGUUUGUAGCGUAGUGCUACUAAUAUUAGAAAUACUUCAAAGGAUAGCUUGCGAUUAGGCCCUCAUUAUCUGCGUUUCAGGAACGCGCGUUUCUUCGCUUGCGAGAAAGUUUGAGGCUUUGGGCAACGUUAACUAGCGUGAGGUCUGUAAGCGGUCUGGCACUGUUAGUUAGUGCCAGACCCUCCACAAACCUCUCUCCGACCCGAGCGGAGAAAUGGUCGUCUAAUGAGGACCUGUCCGUAUAUUAGUCACAGGAUUACCAAAAAGUUGUCUUAUAGGAAUCUCUCUUCGCGACUGGCAAUCGACUCCUGGCAGAGUCACCUGCAAAAUUUCGAUCGUUAGCGUUUCGAUCAUUUUGCAAAGUAAACCGAAUAUUGUAUUUUUCUUCCUUUUUCGUUCGAAUGGUACAGAAUUAGGUAGGAAAAAAUUGCUUGUGAAUGUCUUUUUGUUUGUAUCUUACUCCCACAGAUGGUAAGUUAUUAGCGGUCGGUUCACAUGACAACUUUGUGGAUAUCUACAGCGUAAGGCGAGGCAGACGAACUGGUGUCUGUAAAGGAAGCUCUAGUUACAUCACUCACUUGGACUGGGACACUAAAGGUAAAAAUGGUAUUUGUUAGUACCAGAUAGUACACGGUUUGAAUUGUUCACGUACAGUUGUCGCUUUAGGAUGCCUUUAUUACUACAUUUCCUCUCAUUUGGUCCAAAACUAUGAUGGACUUUGGCACACGCUCGCUAAGAAUUGUACCUCUUUCUUGAUUAGACAAGUAGUUUCUGGGAACAAUGAAUAGGGGGUAACUUUAUAAAGAAACUGUGGUGCUGCUUCGAUGGGAAAGUAUAACAGGGUAAUUUAGUAUUAACAACUAAGUUGAUAGCGUAAGUUGGCCACCGUAAAGAGUCACAAAGCUGACGUUUCGAGCGUUAGCUCUCCGUCAGAGCGAAUGUUUCUAGGACACUUGUCACAUAUGAACCUAGAACCCAUUCCAUUGCGAAGUCCUCCGCUGUUUCUCAUAUUAUUCAGCAGAUCGGGCGGCGGAAUAGGAACUGGCUUUUGUUUGAAUCCUUAUUGGAACCCAGAUUUUUCUCUGUUCCACGCACUUAAAAAAAUUUGUAAUAUCUUAUUUUAUGAUGAAACUUAGUGGAAAGAUGUGAAUUUCAACGUGAAAGUGCGUCAUUUUUCAGGAAAGCUUAUUCAAACCAACUCCGGAGCCCGCGAACACUUAUUUUACGAGGCGCCAUUUGGCAGUCGAAAGACCAUCAGUGUUCCGGAUAUUGAGAGAUUGCAGUGGUCCACGUUCACUUGUGUCCUGGGUCCAACUGUUAAAGGUGUUUUCCCGCCCGGAAGUGAUGUCACUGAUGUCAACGCCACCUGUCGCUCUAAAGACGGAGGUUUAUUGGCCAGUGGUGAUGAUUUUGGUCUAGUGAAGCUUUUUGAGUACCCAGUGUCGGUAAUAAGUUUUUGAUAAAUAAUUGCUUCCAGUGGUAUUUUGCAUUGCUUUUUUAUUAUUUUACGGAUCAAUUGAAAAGGACCAGAAGAAGUAUGUGUCCAUCUUGAAGUAAUGCACAAAUCAGGAACAACCAAAGAGAUAAACAAAGGAUCCUCAAAGAUGAAAGUACAUUUUUCAAUUGAAUUUUCGGCGGAAAAUUGGACACUAGUGUCCUAAAUCCAAAAUCGGACACUGGUGUCUCAAGUCCAAAAUCGGACAUUGUGUCAAAAAUCCGACAUUGGACACUGGUGUCUAAUACCAUCGCUCUCUCAUUUAGAUAACAUAUGUGGCUUCGUCUCCUAUAGGAGACAUUAGCCACAAAAAUUGAACGUUUGUCUUUUUUUCAGCAUCGUGGAGCACGUGGUCGGAAGUAUGGAGGUCACUCCUCACACGUGACAAACGUUCGGUGGAAUUAUGAUGACCGCGUACUUGUGUCAACCGGAGGUCUGGAUACCGCCGUGCUGGUCUGGGACCGACUGGUUGUUUCAGAAGUUGAUGAACCAGGUGAGAACACUUAAAGUGGUUGAAGCAAAAAUGUGGGAGCAAAAAUUUUGAUUGUUUUUUUUGUAUGUUAUUUUGGUUUCUGGAUCAGAUAUAUCUGAAUUUUCUUUUUUGAGCGCUUAACCCUUACCUUUUCUGCUUUAGACCUAUCCUAAAAUCUUUCAGUCAAGGGGAAAGGUUCAUGCGAUUUUGGAUUGGACAUCGCGUGCAAAGAAAAAAUGUCUCCAAAUGAUAGAUGUUUCUUCCGCCUUUGUCUUUUAAGCUUCUCAGUUGUCAGCUGUUAUCCAAUGAUGAUUUUGUGUGAUUUUGUUUUAUUGAUACUCUUCUCACAAUUGUAACUGUUGUUCACAGAAAAAACCACGGAAGAGAAGGUUCUUGUUCAACCAAAGUUUAUCCCAACUGGACCCAUAAAGAAUCCAAUUGCAAGAGGAAAACCUCAAUGGGACUGAAGCACCUGGCUUGUAUUUAAUUCGUGGUCACUUUGUGGCUGGGUCAAUUGCUCUGCAAAUUAUUGAACAGUUUUAAUCGAGUGUCGAGAGUACUCCUCUUUACAUUCUUAUUUUCUUUCUUUUUUCAUCGAGUUUUUAUAAGCCCGUUGUCUUGCUUUUUUUUGGUCUUGAUGAGCAACUGGCAUUACUUUUGGUUUUACGACACUCAUUCGAAAUGCACUCCAUUAGUGACUUGGGGGUCUUUUACCCUAUGGGCGACUAUUGUAAUCCAGAAUGCAUUGUAUAUCGCGUUGAAUCUUUUUCGUCAGAUUAUGGCAGAGAUCUUGCCCAAAUUCUGAAGACAGCUACGUGCAAUAAUAUAUUCAGUCGCAAUAUGUCGUAUGUUUAUUUAGUCUUAUUUAAAACGAUAUUUAAUUAUGAGAAUCAUUGUCGUUUCAAAGCAAAGCGUGCUUUGAAAGCGUUGAAGAGAAACUCUUACAGUGCGGCGGAAGAUCAAAUUGUAACUAUUCCAUUUUCUGUACAUUCCCUCGAGAGUUCGCUUUGGGUUUCAAGCCUUGUUUUCCCUCAACUCAUUGUACAUGUAUUUUUCCCAGUGGAUAGAAAGUGAAAGAGAUACGAGACACUUUUAUAACUUGCACACAUUAGACAAAUUCAUGUAACAAGAACAUCCUUACUAGUGUUCUCACUUGGUAUGGGUUGUUAAUAAAACGUACCU